Neurospora tetrasperma FGSC 2508 is the source of this 5669-nucleotide messenger RNA. RefSeq lists its product as uncharacterized. Lineage: Eukaryota; Fungi; Ascomycota; Sordariomycetes; Sordariales; Sordariaceae. The record is from RefSeq and is a predicted model, not a curated record. The coding region runs from base 1 to 5415 and encodes 1804 amino acids. The transcript is spliced from 3 exons.
AUGGCGAGCACAGUUCGCCCCCGGGGUCACCAGCAUGACCUGAAGGCUUCUGGAAAGCUUUCGAACGGCAUGACGCAGGACAGUCAGGAUGGCUUUGAGAUUUCACCCUUCACAACCUCUCUUGUAGCCCUCCAGUUCUCAACGGGCGCUCCUCUCCUCGUUCACCGCGCCUUUCUUGAACAGCAUUCCCUCCUUGCUCUUCUCUGCAUCACCAACUCCGUCGCCUCCCCUAUUACCUCCCCCGCUUUGAGUCCUUCCCAAGGUCCCAGAUCCCUCUCCAGAACCGCUUCAUACUUCUCCUCUCAGCAACCCAACUCUGCAUCCAAUCCUCUAUCUCCAGGUGCCUCGGGAUACGUCAUCAACUUUGCCGACAUUUCCCCCCAGGCCGGCCAUGUCUUGGUCCAAUAUCUGUACUCACCAGACAAAUACCACACCCUCCGGUAUACUGGAUGGCCGGUGAUCCCGGAACGCCAACUGACUGUGAGCCGCUUUCAGACGGCAGUAGAGGUGUAUGGAGCAGCGAAAAAGUAUGAACUCCGCGGGUUGGAGCAACUGGCCAAGAAGGAGAUGCUCGAGUUGGGAGGGCGAUUGGAUGCUUUUACUGUUAUUGGGGUUUUGGAACAACAACCGACUGACAGCGAGGACAAAUGGCUGGACGAGUUCGUCAAGGGCUGGGCGAGAAAGGCAUUUCAAGACCCUGGAAGGGUGUUGAGGGCUCAGGAGGAGGAUGAAACACAGGGACAACAGGAAACGCCACAGGGGAUGGCUUUGGCUAGGAAGUUCAUGAGGGGCUUGUUGGAGGUUUAUGAGGAGAUGAACUCCACCAAGAAACACGAUACCAACGAGCCAGCAGACGACUUCGCGACAGCAGCGACAACACAAGUCGAAAGUCUCGGCCUCGAAGAACCCCUUCCCCAGCCAGCCGAAGUCGAAAUCACAAAGGAGACAUUCUCCAUUGCCACCGAGACGAAGCACGUCGACUUCAACGACAACUCUACUGCCCCUGCCACUGCUACGCCCGUCCAGCAACACGAGCACACCAUCUACCGACCAGUCACCCCUCCUCCUCGAUUUGAGUCUCCCCGACACGAGUUCCACGAACAAGACCAAGUCAAGGAGCUCGAAGCGGACCAGUGGGUGUCCCCUGCCACCUCUCCUUCGUUGGAAGCCGCGCUCGGGUUGCAGCCAGCUGAAUACAAUGAACUACCUACCGACGGAGCUGUAGAACUCUCUCCCAAAUUCUCUCACGAUUUCUCCAUUGAGCGGGAUUCGCACCACGAGCCGGACAGGGAAUCGAUACUGGAGCCGGAGCCGGAGGUAGAAGAGCCAGUCAUGAUUCCAUUGGAUGCGGUUGUUGAUGAUGAUAUCUCGGAAGAGAAGGCGGAGGGAAAACAAGAGCACGAGCAGGACACGCCACCACAUGUUGAGCACAUCGAGCACAGUGAGCCGGAGAUCGCACACAAGCAGGAAACAGAAUACAAAGAGUUGGAGUUGCAGCUUGAGCAUAACGAACCUGAGAUCAAGGAGCCGGAGGCAGAAACCAAAGAGGAGGAAGCAUUCAGCACACCCAUGGAGACCUUGCGAACACCCAUGGAGGGCCUCGUCUACACCUCCGCGCAAAAGGAGCUCGAACGUCCAGUCACUCCCCAACCACGGGAGAGCGUCCAGACACCACCAGAAGGCCUUCGUACCCCCCAGAACGGUCUCAACUCUGAGUCCUUCGCCGAAGAUUCCCCUGCCUCCGUAACCGCCAGCCCCAGCAGCCCCAGCAAGAGCCGCAAGAAGAACCUCAAAAGGAAGGCCAAGUUGGCCGAAGCCAAAAAGCGAGCAUCGGCAACUCUUUCGCCCGUCAUGUCCGUCGCCUCUUCGGACGCAACUCCCUUCGAGAUCCCCGCCCGAGAUAUUGCGUCACCCGAGCCUCUCUCGCUUGAGGCAUCCAAGGACAAACCUGCAAAAGGUAUUUGGAACUGGACACCGUCUUAUGAUGAAGGCAAGGAUUGGAACAAGUCAUUGACAUUUUCCACUUCAGAGGGAAAUAAGGGGCAAUUGGGUAGUACGGGAGUUCUGGGGGCACCUGUUGAGAUCAUUUCCGGAGGAGUUGAUUUGCCUGAGGCUACGAUAAAGAACACUGCGUUUGAAGACGAGCUUACACGAGAGUCUGAUCAGGCACAUCAGGGGCCUUACGAUUCUGAGACUCCAAAGUCUCAGAUGUCAGCGUUUGACCAGGCUAAGCGAGUGCUCAAGAGCAUGAAGGAGCGACCGCAGACUCCCGUUCAACCGGUGAGUGAGGGACACACACCAGGGGAGCAGGCUCCCAUUGAUGAGCUUACCACCAGCCCCAAGUCCCCCAAGAAGAAGCGCAAGGCAAGGAAGAAGACUAUCAAUCCCGCUGAAGAGUCCACAGCUCUAGUCCAGGCAGGGUCUACAACUCAGGCGGCGGAAACGCCAGCCGAAACACCCCAGGAAACACCCCAAGAAACGGCAACCCAGCCGGUUCUCUCACGCCCAGGUCCCGCAAAGCCAACGAAGAAGAAGACGAACAGAGACCGCAAAGACUCCAAACUCUCCCCCGAGCCUACCGAAAUCCUCGCACCCCCGACUUCCAGCCCUUCCAGCCCGGAUAUCCGCUCCUCUCUGCAAUCACCACCACAAUCCCCGCCACAACCGGCUUACAAGAUCUUUUGGCCCUGGGGUUCCAGCAAGCAGGCAAACCAGCCCAAGGACGAGCCGUUGAGCUUGGAUCAGGCACUCGCUCCUGCCCCGAAGUCCGAGCAGAAGAAGCCUGAGCCUGAAACGACCCCGGAGCCAUUGGCGCUUGAGGGCCAAUCGGAUGCGCCCACAGAGCCCGCCAGCUCGCCCAAGAAAAAGAAGACCACAAAGAGGAAGAAGAGCAGCUCAAAGAUCGCUAGUGGUGGUGGUGCUUCUGUCGUGGAACCAGAGCCUGAGACCCAACCGCAACCGCGGGAAAGUGAGGCUGCACCAGAGACUGCCGCUGCCCAAGCGCGGCCCGAAGUUACACAGCAGGACGAGCCCAAGGAUGACAAGGACAACACCAACACCGAGGACAUGGCCCAAGUCGCCCAACCGGGACGGGAUGAGAUGCAACCCGAAGUCCAACCAGUGGUGGAGCACCACGCAGUUCAACCGACGAUCGAGGAACAACAAUCUGAGGCCCAACCGGAACCGACCGUUGUCGACCAAGACCAGCUAUCCUACGACCUUGUGCCGCCCAUUGAGAUCCAGACACACAUUAUCAGCCCUACUGGUGCCAUCAUUGACACCCUUCCCACCAUCCCAGAGGACAUCACCCCAUCAGCUUCGACUAUCAACUUUGCCAACCCAAGCCUGACGGACUCCGUGACAGAUACCCUUUCCAACUCGGUAGCGUUUACAGCUGUGGAGUAUCAGAACUCUACGGCUACGCUACCGCUGCCGGUUGAUGUGGGUGCUGUUGGAGGAGUCCAUGAGCUCGCUGCCGACCGGCCGAUUGAGGCCCAUGCCACGACUGUUGGUAAAGCUCCAGGAGCAGAUGAGGUUGAACUUGUUGGUGAGGAGCCUGAGACUCCGGGAGGAGGUGCACUGCUUGUUGAUGCCCAUGAUGUGGUGUCCAAGCCGGUUGAACCUGUCUCCGAGUCCCAGUCCAAGCCAUCCAAGAUUCCACUUCCCUCUGCCAAGGCAGAUGACACGCCCCCAGGACAACAGACUCCCUCUGAAGGUGGUUGGGGAUCAUGGCUAGGAGUACGGAAGAACAAGAAGAAGGCUGCUGACAAGGACAAGACCGCCGACAAGGACAAGAGCAAGAAGGAUGACGUCAAGAAGACCUUGACAUCCAAGGCCAGCAAGGCUAGUAUCAAGGGUCUCUCCACAGCGACAUCAGGUCCGAGCGCCGAACCGCUCCCUCCCGCCAUUUCCACUUCCGCCGUCCAGCCCAACCCCGAGGCAGCCCAGUCCAAGACACAGUUGACCUCUACUGAACCAACCACCGAGUCUCAGUCUCCCGCCGUCGCCGCCACCGCCGCUGAACCGGAUCAGCUGACCCAACGAGCUCUCAACUCGGUCAAAUCCGAUCCCGAACUCCGACCGUCUACUUCCUCGUCAACUACCACCAACGACGCUGCCAUUCAAGCUCUGAGCCAGAGCCAGACAAGCACUGGCAAGUCUGGUGGAUGGGGAUUCCCGCUUGGUAAGAAGAGGAGGAACACGAGUGCUGCUCAUGGACCUGCCCCGCCGGUAGUCGCUGCAGCAACACCUGCUGCGGCUGCAGUACCAAAGGCCAUUCCCGAAGCGGUGACGUCGACUGUUGGCGGACCAGAGAUUGCGGGAAGUCAGGGAAGCGGUAGUGGUAAUGGAAACUGGAGUGCCACUGGCUGGUUGUUUCCAGGGGUGGGAGGGAAGGAUGGAAAGGACGGCAAGGAGACACAUGGUAAUGGUGAUGGUGCCGGGAAAGGGGGUGAUGCUUCUGGGGAUGACGAUGGGAAGGUAAACGGUGAUGGUGAACAGGUUGAUGUCAAGGGUGUCAGUGAAGAAGAGCAAGACAAGCAGGUUGCGGACAAUGCAAUCGAGGUUGGAGCUAAGGACGAAGACGGCAUGGACAAAGCGAACAACAGCACCGAAAGGGUCAAGGAAGCCAUCACCAACGAAGCUUCCGUCAUUGCUUCCGCCGCUGAUGAAGCCCUGGACAAGGCGUUGAACGCGGUCAGCUCCGUCACCAGCUCCAUCAAGGACGCGGUCAACAACGCCGUGAGCACCGGUAGCGACACCGUCACCGAUCCUUCCACCCUACCCGCCGAACCCGCCGAACCUACCGAGCCCGCCUCUACCGAAGUAGCCUCCGAGCAACCACCCGCGGUUCCUCCUACUGCCGUCACAAAACCCGUCUCAGCUUCGGGACCAUUCAUCACCACCACCUCCAACACGAUUCCAGGUGAAGGCGCAGAGCAGUUUUUUCUUGACCAGCAGCCUGAUGGUAGUAACACACAAGUACAGACCCCAUCCGCGCCUAUCGAGAGUCCUGGAGAUGGGAGUAAUCCCGACGCCCAGAUCACCAAUGUUUCCAUUCUCCCCGCUCUCAGCACGCAGCCCUCUCUCGCCGCAUUCCCCGCUGCUUCCGCUGCCGAUGGAAAUGCAAAUGCAAAUGGGGCGAAAGGGGAGUCAAAAGGGAAGACGGAUGUUUCGGUUGCAACUAUUGCGGAAGUUCAGGGAGAGACUCAGGAACCGUCGCCGGCUGAGACACCGGAUGCUGGGAAGGGACUCUGGUCAGGAGGGAAGGGAGACGGAAAGGAUGGAGGGAAGGAUGGGGCAAAGGGACAGGAGCAGCAGGCACCAUCAAAGCCAAAGGCCAAGACUCGAAGCGAUUCGUGGAGUCUUUGGGGGAUGUCGGGGAGGAGCAAGAGGAAUAGUGUGAGCAGUUCCUAGGGGGCGGGUCUCGUGGUGGAAUGGACUUGAUGAUGGGGUUGAGGGGAGCAAUUCUUUGAUCGUGUUUCUUUGGUUUGUUUGAUUGGGAUUUGGGUCAAGUCAUGGGUCGGAUAUCGGACAUUGCACUCUUCGUUUCUUUUGUCGCAUGCGGGCGGCCUUUUGCUUUUGGUUACUUCUUCCUUUUCUCUCUUUUUCCUGUUCUAUCUCUCUAGCGCGCUUCAUGCAUUUCCUGUUUUUUUUUUUUCGGUCCUCAU